Molecule: messenger RNA, 876 nt
Organism: Sabethes cyaneus
Lineage: Eukaryota; Metazoa; Arthropoda; Insecta; Diptera; Culicidae
Exons: 5
Coding region: 1-876 (291 amino acids)
Biological process (GO): sensory perception of taste
Cellular component (GO): membrane
Source: RefSeq, a predicted model, not a curated record
AUGAACCUGGUAACAGCUCUCUGUCCAAGUGUGGAGCAGACCUUCUCCAUAAUUAUGUACAUUUUUAAAUGGUUCGGCUUCAUUCCAUUCGAAAUCGAUUCUCAUAAUUUGAAAACAUUUUCCUGUGACUAUCUACGCAGUCCUCGGUAUGCAUAUAGAUGGAUCAUUGCGCUUGGAUUUUUCUACGCGGUGCUAACUGCAGUUACGUGGGUUUUCCAUGAUGACAUAUUUUUUAAGGAUUUCGCCAUUGGCUGGAUCAACGAUGUGCUCAAGUAUAGCAGUGAAGUAUGUGCAGUUUUUGUUGCACUGAUAGAAAUGGCUGGAGUAACGAACACUCAACGGAAUAGACAAAUUGUUUCAAAUGUUUUAAACUUGCUUUUCUAUUUAAAAAAUUGUUAUAUUGAAAUAUGGCUUAUGAAUAUGAACGUAAAUAUGACUCUUGGAUGGAGUAACUGUUUUACCCUGGUUAGUAAUUUCAUUCACCUGGCUAGCGACAUAUACUGGAUGUAUCUUGUAUUAUUGAAUAAGUCGAUUGAUGGAUACGGAGAUCUUAUUUUGGGUAUGUGUCCAUUCCCGAUUAUCACGGUACUGUUGGUCUAUUCAGCUGAAUCCUGCGUUGCAGUAGUAACUUCUUUAGAACAUUUACUUCAUAAAAUGCCGGAACCCGCAGAUAUAGAACUUUAUUGUGUUCUGGACAGAUUCUCUUACUGCAUCAAACAGCAACCGAUUAAAUUUGAAUCACAUGGUUUAUUCGAAUUCAAUUCUAGAUUAUUGAAAACGCUUAUUACCGGUUUUGUAACUUAUAUGGUGAUGUUUAUUCCAUUUACAUCGGAUAUACCGGAAAUUAGCGAUACAGAUACUGGUGUACUAAAAUAG